This is a messenger RNA of Alternaria burnsii, 1056 nucleotides long. Its product is annotated as vesicular integral-membrane protein vip36 precursor. Lineage: Eukaryota; Fungi; Ascomycota; Dothideomycetes; Pleosporales; Pleosporaceae. The transcript is spliced from 6 exons. Bases 1 to 1056 code for a protein of 351 amino acids. Gene Ontology annotation, cellular component: COPII-coated ER to Golgi transport vesicle; endoplasmic reticulum membrane; endoplasmic reticulum-Golgi intermediate compartment. Gene Ontology annotation, molecular function: D-mannose binding. The record is from RefSeq and is a predicted model, not a curated record. Gene Ontology annotation, biological process: endoplasmic reticulum to Golgi vesicle-mediated transport; endoplasmic reticulum organization; Golgi organization.
AUGUUGUUCGCAAGGCCAUGGACGAGCCUGUGCUUGCUCGCGGGGACUUGGACGGGUGCUUGGGCGCGGCAAGGGGGGCUGAGCGAGGAUCCUGACAUCAAGGCCAUCUCGCUACGCACACAUAGCCUCGAGCCUCCAUACCUUGAUUCGGACAUGCAAAGCCGUUGGUGGGAUUUUGGCGGAGACACUAUUAUUCGAACUGAUAAGUACAUUCGACUGGCUUCGGACAAGCCCUCGCGCGAUGGCUGGCUGUUUUCGAGAGUGCCUCUUACGGCUACCAACUGGGAGAUCACUUUCGAGUUCAAGAUCCAUGGUCAAGGCAACCUCUACGGCGACGGCUUUGCCAUGUGGCUCACCAAGCAGCGGGCGCAGCCAGGAAACGUCUUUGGCCACACAGACAAGUUCGAGGGGCUCGGCCUCUUCUUCGAUACCUACAAGAACAACCGCCCCGGUACCGUGUUCCCAUACAUCAUGGCCAUGAACGGUGAUGGAAAUACGCUAUACGACAAGGACAAUGACGGCAAGGCCAACGAGGUCGCUGGCUGCUCGGCCCGUGGAAUUCGUAAUGCCCAGAUCGCGACCAAAGCCCGUCUCACAUACUUCCAAGAACAAUUCCUCCGUCUCGAGCUCCAAUACAAGUCAGAAGGCGAAUGGACUCAAUGCUUCGAGAUCCCCAACUUCAAGGUGCCACCCGUUGCCUACCUAGGCUUCUCUGCUGAAACCGGUGAACUUUCCGACAACCACGACAUCGUCUCCGUCAAAUCACAAAACCUCUAUAAGAAGAACCCAAGCGCCGGUUCGUCCUCAGGAAGCUCAGGCGCCAAGACUGCUUCGUCCAUGACCCGGGAAAAGAGCAGCAGCGGUGGAAGCUGGACCUGGUUCCUUGUCAAGUUUGUGCUGUUCGGCCUGGCCCUGACUGGUGCCUACGUUGGCUUCACCAUCUACAGGACGAAGCAAAGAGAUCCGAUAGCCACGGGCGAUUUCGCAAAGCUACUGGGUUCACCUUCACGAGACUACAGCCCCAACCUUUCCCACCGCGCACUGAGGAAGAAGUAA